AAAAAUCCGUUUGUCAAUUCAUCGUUGGGUAAUUUUAGUAAUGCCCCGUCUCCAGCUCACUGAGAGUGGCGGGUGAGACGACAAUCUCACACAAGAGCCCUGAUUGGCCAGGAAAGGAGGUGGGACUCGGGAGCUGGUAUCAGCAGCGCUUAAUCCGCACAAAGAAAAUUCCAUUUAUAACUUUUUUGGUAAAACCUGAUUUUUAAAUAAAUAUAUAACGCGGUGAUGUAAGCAAAGCAAGUGAGCAUAGUUUGAAUCCACGUCGAUACCCGCACAGAUGGGUGCGCACUACGCCCGCUUAACGUUCAUUUGUGGCUCUAACUAGACAGAAGAGAGAAAAGGAGAAGCAGCAUUGCUUCGCUUCUGCUGUUGUUUUCCCUAUUUGAUACUCGGUGGUUUUUUUUCCUCCUGGUUGUCGUUUUGUGUAUUUCAAUCAUGAUUUCACGUGAACUAUGAGCGACAUCGUUUUGUUGGACUCGUUUAUCCUCGCAUUGGAAGAUGGUUUUGGAGUAGCUUCCGCUUUCUUGUGUUUAGUCGUGUCUUCGUUGAUUUGAUGGAGGAUGCAGACAGUUGCAGUAGCAGGGCAGUGGAUUCAUGGCCGACGCACAAUCGGAAGCAGAGGCAGAAGGUUGUUGAAAUUUAUGAAGAGGUUCGUCGUAGACUCAAGAGUUGGGACAAUGAAGAGGCGAUGCGUCCGGGUUUUGAUGAUGAACUUUGGGCACACUUCUCUCGACUUCCGACUAGGUAUGCGCUUGAUGUAAAUGUAGAGAGGGCCGAAGAUGUUCUUACACACAAGAGACUACUACAAUUGGCACAUGAUCCAGCCACUAGACCAGCACUUGAAGUCCGCCUUGUGCAGGCCCAUCCCAUUUUUGGUGGAAUUUAUGGUGAUUCUGAUCCUUCAAACCCUUUAAAAAAGGUGGAUGCUCAAAGUCAUUAUCACACCAGUCAGAGGAGCACUCAUCCACCAUCUACCUUUGGAUUGUUGCCUAAUAUGAAAGUUUUGGUUGAAGCCAAAAAUUCACAUGUUCAAGAUGGAGAAGGUGAUGUGGAUGCCAAUCUACGCUCUUGGAGGCUGAUGCAUGAAGUUAUAAUUUCAACAAAUGACAAGCCCAAGCUCCUCAGUCAGGUAGCCUUUUGGUUGACCUCAUUACUUUCUGAUAUUGGAUUGAACAUUCAAGAAGCACAUGCUUUUUCCACGACAGAUGGCUACUCCUUGGAUGUUUUUGUUGUUGAGGGUUGGGCACAUGAGCUGUUUGAUUUAUUUACAUCUCGGAAACUUCAGGAAACUGAGCAGCUUAGAAAUGUACUGCUAAAGGAAAUUCAAAUGAUUGAGAAGCAACCUUGGUCAGAAUUCCAGCUCAUAUCUCCUGGGAGGGAGCAAGGACACCCUGAAAAACAGCUUAUCCCUAGUCAAAUAAACUUAACCAUUGAUGGGGCUGAUGUCUGGGAAAUUGAUGCCACGCUGUUGAAAUUUGAAAACAAAAUUGCAUCUGGAUCGUAUGGAGAUUUGUAUAAAGGUACUUUUUGUAGCCAGGAUGUGGCUAUUAAAGUUCUCAAGACUCAGCAUUUAAAUGAAGAUAUGUGGAGGGAAUUUUCUCAAGAAGUCUAUAUUAUGAGAAAAGUUCGGCACAAGAAUAUUGUGCAAUUUAUUGGUGCAUGUACCAGACCUCCAAGCCUGUGCAUUGUGACUGAGUUUAUGUUUGGUGGAAGCGUCUAUGACUUUCUGCAUAAGCAAAAGGGCAGUUUUAAGCUUCCAUCCUUGCUCAAAGUAGCAAUUGAUGUGUCCAAGGGAAUGAAUUACUUGCAUCAAAAUGACAUAAUCCACAGGGACCUGAAAGCUGCCAAUAUUCUGAUGGAUGAAAACAAAGUUGUUAAGGUUGCUGAUUUUGGUGUUGCUAGAGUACAAGCUCAAUCUGGAGUCAUGACUGCUGAAACUGGAACUUAUCGUUGGAUGGCUCCAGAGGUCAUUGAACAUAAACCAUAUGAUCACAAGGCUGAUGUUUUCAGCUUCGGAAUUGUAUUGUGGGAGCUUCUAACAGGAAAGCUUCCUUAUGAGCACUUAACCCCAUUACAAGCUGCAGUUGGUGUGGUCCAGAAGGGUCUAAGGCCUACUAUUCCGAGUCACACUUAUCCAUCACUUGUAAAAUUGAUCAAGAGAUGCUGGCACCAGGAACCAUCUUUAAGACCUGAAUUCACUGAAAUUAUGGAGAUAUUGCAGCAGAUGGCUAGCAAGGUUGUGGAAAAAAAGAGAGAGAUCUUAGAGGGAAGAGGGAAAAGGCAGAAGGAGAAAUCCAUCUAGGAGAAUUUUAUCUAUGCUCUCUAACAGGUGGCCACUAGGGUGAGGAUGCUGUAGAUAGUGUGUUUAACACUUUUGUUGUGAGUCAUGUGCUCCUACCUUAUAUUCAAUUUAUAUAUGGAAUCCUGUUUUGACAUUUCAAAUUAUAUAGGGCUUCCUUGUUUUUCUUGCUUCAGUUGUUAAUACCAAAUAACUUCAUUUUCCGGGAAGAAAAUUGUUAGGUGACCUAAGCCUAAAUAUGGGGCAUUUUGAACUGGUGGGAUCUCAAAUUGGAUUUGAAUCGUCCAUGAUUUGCAUUAUGGUUCAGGUUUCAUAGCCGUUGAACAGAUGAAAAGACAAAGAAGGAAAUGUAUUUGAUUGUUUGCUUACAGUAUUACGCUCUACUUUUAUUAGAAAUAACAUGCUAAAAAUGGGCAACAGUAUUGGGAUUCACAAUGUAUCUUUUUAGUCAAGCCUUUUUGAGUUCCUGGCUUUAUGAACUGUAAAUCCCUAUUUCUGAGUUCCAAAGAUAAAGGGAAACUCAUGUGGAAGAACAGGAAGCAUUCUUUUUUUCACGUGAAAUUUCCUCACAUGUGCUUUCUAACUGUUAAAUUCCUUAUUUCUAUCUACUGGGGUGUGCUGCUCAUCUGAGAACAGCAGAUAGCUUCAAACUUUCUUGUCAGGGCUCCCUGCUGGUCGACCUGGGAUUAUCCAUGGUAAAUAUUUUUUUUAUGAUAAUAAAACUGGAGUAAGAUUUUGCCUGGUUGUGAGAUAACCUAUUAUAAUUGAGCGAAAGCCAGUCUUCCAAGAUUUGCCGGCUAGACAACUCUGGUGGAAUAAUUAUGAAGCCUGUUGUAUAGUUUCUUAACAUUUCUUGUAGUUUUAAUUCCAUCCAUGAAAUAUAUAGCCAACCAUACAAUUGUUCAGCACAGGAUGUUUUUAGAUUCUUUUUAAUGCUCUUUACAUUUAACACGGACAAUUGCCAGCUUUGUCUCCCUAUUGAGGUUUUUUUAUUUAUUUUUUGUUUAAGGGAAGGCAAUUAUUAAUAUUGCAAUGAAGUUAUUUAAUCAUAUCACUUGAAGAAAUCUACCACACACACACUCAUAUGAUAUAUAUUUAUAGACAUUACCCUUUUUUCUAAAAUAAUUUUUGAAAUGACUUCUCCUUCCUCAAAGACUUGGCACCUUACUAAAAUUUGAUCUAUUUAUUCAAUUUUUAAAAUUAAUUUUCAGUUUCUGAUGUGGCAAUGAGAAGUGUCUUUUUGUAGCAUAUAGAAACCCAACUAGUAAUUCUUGAGAAUCAACUUUGGCUUUAGACUCAAACGCCUAGGGAAUCAGGAGCAUAUUGUAGUUGAACUCUCUGGUAUCAUCUGUCGCGUUGUCCACAGCUUGUUAAUGGAGGUUUUGAUUUACAGAAUUGUAUCCUGUCUUUCUUCUUCAGUUUCAACUGUUACCACUUAUCUUAGUAUCAAAUGCAUCUAUUUAUAGUCUAGAUACUUUACUAAUAGCGGCUUUAAAUGGUGUAAUUUUUCCACCCACACUUUUCUCUCUGCUAUAUCCCUUUCAUCUCUCCACUAACUCUUUUCUCUCUGCUAUCUUUCUUCCUUUAUUGCUCUCUUUGUGUGGAACCUGAUGGUUUGCACAAAUUCCUUUAAUGGGAACUCUUGAGGAAGUCUUUGAAGUUCCAAUAAUCUCUCAUGGUAAGGAAUGUCAAGGGUAUACCAAGCUUUCUUGGAUUGCACCCAAGACAAUCACAUGGCUCAUUCCAUUAUUCAGGUGAUUGGAGAGAAGUUUCAGUCAAGAUUGAUGAUGGAAAUCUUCAUCUUCCACCAAAUGAGGUCUUGUUGAGAUCAAAGGCCUCGACCAAUGAACAUGAUCAACUACAAGCCAGGAGUGGUCCAUCAUUGGGGCAUGAAAUCUGCUGGUGCCUAGAAGAUGUGUUGGUUUCUACUUCCAUUGUAACUUUUUGGCGAAACUCAAGGCGGGUGAGGACGACAACUCAGUCGAGGUUGAUGUACCCACCUGCAAGUUUAUUGAGAAAAGAUGACAAUGAGGAGGAUGACAUAGAUGAAGAUAUACCAGAAGAAUAUGUUCUAAACAAGUGCAGUGUAUUAACAAUUUCAGAAUGGCUGAGUCUUGUUUUAGCCAUAGAAUAUGUGGUUCUCAGUGUUAAAUACCUGUCUUAAGGAAGCAAAUUCUGUGGCAUCUUGCGCUGUGGAAAUGGGAGGUGAUGGGCAUGGCGAUAAAAUAUGGCAUUAGGUAUCAGACUGGGCAGUUCAUUGUUUCUGUGCACCCGGUGGAAUGAAGUUUUCUUUUGAGAAAAAGGGUUUUGUGUUUUGUUUUUACUGGUUGAAGGACUGUUUGGAAUUGUGUUUUUUACAAUUACAUAAUGCAGUUUGUGGUUUUGGUUUUUAUUGUUUGGGAAUGUGUUUUUUAGAACAAGGUUGAGAUGGAAACCCACAGUAUGCCUUCUGGCGGUCACCAUGAUAUGGCUUCUUAUGAUAGUACUUGGUAACACUCUCGCAUGAGCACUUUCUUGGCAAGAGUUUAGCAGUUGUUAAUUGAGCAAGAUGUGGUUAAGAAGCUCUUGUUGGCUGAGGUUGAGAUGCCUUGCAACUUUGGAGCUGACAUCUUGGGGACCCUUGUUCCAACAAUGAGUGGGCGUACAAUGAGAUAUGAAUUGACCGCCUAAAUAAGCUGAAUCUGAGGAAUGCGUCUGCUUGGAAUAUGAAGAUUUUUGAUGGAUAAGGUUCAUUUUAGGGGACUGUUCACUCUGGUUGAUUUGAAACUGAAUUUAGAAAUUGGGAAUGAAUGUCCAUAGCAGGGGAGGUAUAAGUGCCAGGCCACAAAGGUGGUGAAUAAAAUACUUAAAGAUGUAGCUGCAUUGGAUUCUGACAUUCAUCCACCAUCUACCUCUGGUUUUUGCCUGAUAUCAAAGUUAUGGUUGAAGCCAGAAAUUCACAUGUUCAAGAUGGAGAAAGUGACGGGGAUGCCAAUCUACUCUCUUCUGAAUCAGGCUUCACCUUAUGGGUGAAAUUAGUUACACAAUGAAAAGAUGACACACUUCAAGUUCCAUACAAAUGAAAUGUACAGUGUAUGUGUACACUUCCAAACAGGAGGGUGCAUAAUGUUGUCUUUGAUAUUCUCACUCUUCAACUGGGAGCUGAAGAUGGAACUGGCCAUGGCUCCAGUUAGUCCAUAACCCAUGGGAUGGCCACUGUAAGAUGGGCUCAGGUCUCCAUUAAGCCAUGAUCCCUAUGGGUGCUGCCACAAGAGAGGCCUUGGGCAGAAUAGGGCCACAACCCUGAGGAGCUGAUGCAUGAAGUUAUAAUUUCAACAAAUGACAAGCCCAUGAUCCUCAGUCAGAUCGCUGACCUUUUUGGGACAGACUGCUACUCAUUAUCUGUUUUUUCUGUUGAGGGUCGGGCAUAUGAGAAAUUCGUUUGAUGGGAACUCUUGAACAAGUCUUUGGAGUUUCACUAUGCUCUUAUGGUAAGCAAUGUCAAGCCUUUACCAGGCUCUCUUGGAUUGCACCCAAGACAAUCAGAUGGCCCAGUCUAUUGAUUCAGGUUGUUAAGGUUGCUGAUUUUGGUUUUGCUGGAUUACAAGCUCACUCUGGAGUCAAUGACUGCUGAAACUGGAACUUAUGGUUGGUUUUGCUGGAUUACAAGCUCCACAGGUAAAUGUUCUACUGAUUUACUUUGGGAUAUUGGACGUGUUAUUUUGGGCAACUUACAGUGAUAUGGCAUAUUCCAAGUUAUGCCAUCUAACUUGCAGUGGUAUAACCAUUCCUGACACGCUGUGAUUGUUUGGUCUUUUAAGUACUGUAAAUAAUUUUGUUCUACAUUUGUUUUUUCUAAUCACACAUGGUUUGAUA
This is a messenger RNA of Vitis riparia (riverbank grape), 6154 nucleotides long. RefSeq names its product serine/threonine-protein kinase STY17-like. Bases 554 to 2302 code for a protein of 582 amino acids. The record is from RefSeq and is a predicted model, not a curated record. Lineage: Eukaryota; Viridiplantae; Streptophyta; Magnoliopsida; Vitales; Vitaceae. Gene Ontology annotation, molecular function: ATP binding; protein kinase activity. Gene Ontology annotation, biological process: protein phosphorylation. The transcript has 22 exons.